Molecule: messenger RNA, 2994 nt
Organism: Rhipicephalus microplus (southern cattle tick)
Lineage: Eukaryota; Metazoa; Arthropoda; Arachnida; Ixodida; Ixodidae
Source: RefSeq, a predicted model, not a curated record
AUGGGACUUCGCGGAUUCGCCACUUUCUGCUUGGCGUUUGCAAUGACCACUUGCAGCGCCGACGACGUCCCGCAAACAGCAAGCCAAGUGCACCUGCUGGUAGCCAUACAUAGGAACGUCUCGGAACAAGACUUCUCUCUCGAGAACCUGCAGCGCUUCUUUACCAGGGUCUCCCGGGAGCUGCGUGAGGUGACCGGACGCACGUGGAUAGACAGCGUCACGCUACAGGUGCCCAGUACCUGGCGCUACCGGAGGUACUACGAAGAGCUGGACGCCGACUUCUACCAGGUCGCCCAGGUCCGCGUGGUGCCCUCAGACGAGAACACGAAGCCUCGCAUGGAACUUGUGCAGCCUCUACCUUGUGGUAUGCCGGGUGAAAUGAUCCUCAUUCCGGAAUCGGCCAUCAUGCAGCAAUCGCAAGACCGCCACGUCCGCACAGAAUCCGGCACCCUUGCGCCAGAACACGAGUUUGUGCAUCUUUGGCCACGAUUCCGUUACGGGAUCUUCGACGAGAUCGGCAUUCCGGGCAGCCGGCGCUUUCCUAUGGCGGUGACCGACAACGACACCGUGUUUCCCGUGAGCCUUUCGAAAGGCCUCACCGGAGUGCUAUCUCUGCCCGACGGAAGCAGAUGCGCGGCGACACCCUUGGGAAUGGUUAGGCCGGACUGCCACCUGUUCCUCCAGCUCAACAACAGGCAGACGCUGAUGGAUUUACUGCGGAUGCCCUACGCGGCAGCGAACAACCCGACAGCGGCCAGGUACCUUCCCACUCAGCACAACGUUCUCUGCCACAGGCAAAGUACGUCGGAAAUUAUCUACUUCCCACGAAGACUUUACACUGAAGCGAGAGCCGAAGCGCUCGCCCAAAGAGCCUCGUUUCCGGUUCGUGAGGCCCAAGGAGAACGUCACUGCACGUGUCGUCCUCCUGCUGGACGCCUCGGAAGGAAUGUGUCGCGGAAGCUGGAUGAGACAGGUGCACCAUUCCGUGUCACGCUUUAUCCAGUCUCGGAUGCCGGACGGGCCCUAAGACUUCUUGUACCAUACGGCUGUGGUCGAGCUGGCGUGUACCCGUCGAAGGGACUUGAGCGCGCGGCUCAGCUGCUAAAAGGCUCUCACCCUGCGGGAGCGAUCGCGGUGCUUGUGACGCACGAAGCGUCCCUAGGAGGGAAGAACGAAACUGCGAUUGAAGCGUGGAACACUGGAGUCAUUCUCAGUACGGUGGCGUUGGGUGCACGCGCCGAUCCUGCGUUGGAGCUGCUCGCUUCCAGAAUGGGCGGCCUCAGCUUUUGGGUUCCGAGCGAAGGUGAUGUUUACAGCACACUCCUGGACGACGCAUUGGCUGAUGCUGCACAACAGCUUAGCCAUCCCGACGAACGGGAAGUCAUCGUGCGUCGCGAGGAGCUUCGGUUGCGCGGCGAGCGCCAGCUUCCUUUCAUCAUCGAUGCCUCCCUGGGUGUGGACGGCCGCGUGGCAGUCGUAGGAAGUGCGGUCGAGUUCCUCGCCGUGCGUGUCCGUGACCCUGACGACGAGCUGUACCAUGAGGCGAGUCCCGAGUGCACCAAGGAUGUGCUACGGACGCAGUCCGUAGUCUUCCAUUUCCCUAUCAUGAAACCUGGUCGCUGGAUGGUGCAAGUGUCCCCUACAAAAGGUGGCGGUGCUGGCGGGGCAGCGACGUCCACCGUGACACUGCUUGUGACGUCGUACACCACUCGGGGCAAGCACGCGAUACAGCUGCGGGCUCAGGCGUCAGCGUCGUGGGUCACUUACCCGGCUGUAGCCAGUCUGCACGCUCGCCUCACCAGAGGGAAGGACGUGGUCCUGGGAGCAUCGGUGUGGGCUUCGGUGAGCCGGCCCCGACGAAGGCACGUGGUCAUCACUCUCCACGACGACGGCCUCGGUGCCGAUACGAGUGCGGGAGACGGCAUCUACUCGGCCUUCUUCACGGACCACUCGGGCGCUGGACGGUACCGCAUGGCGGUGCGUGCUGCCGGCGACGAGAGUAACGCCCACGUAACGCUGCCCCAUGUCUGUCGCAGCUCUCUCGCAGACCUAGCACGAAAGCCAUCGAACCUAAUAGUGAUGCCCAAGAAGGCGUACCGCCUGACCGACCUGGCGGAAGACAUAGGUUUUGAGGACCAGUGGGCGCCCCAGGUUUCCGAGGCAGGUGAGCCGUGUCCAAUGUUCGGACGAUAUGUCGAUGCCGGCUCGUUCCAGCUGGUCGGAUACCGGGAGCGCAGCCCUAUUGGACCGGGUGCCAUCUCAGACUUGCUCGUCGAGGCGUCCAUGGUGCGAGGACCACGGUGGAUACUAGAGAUCACGUGGACAGCCAUGGGCUCGCACUUGGACGCCGGCGUCGUUGAGCACGUGGAGCUGCGCUGCAGUCAACGCGGAAGUGAACUAGAGGAGAACUUCCGGCGCGCCUUCCAGAUCAGGGAUACGGACCUCGUUCGGGGAAGCCUGAGCCCACGGCCUUCCCGGAAACGACACCACGUCGUCGUGCUGGUACCGGCCCGCUUGUUUCCACCGGAUGGCGGCGCCUUCACCCUCUACCUGGCUGUGCGUACCCAAGACGUGCAGGGUCGCCAGUCGCCGCUGUCCAACGUGGCGAGGGCUACGCACCCCGGCAUACGACCAGCGCAAGGCCAACCGGGUGUGGACAAGCAGAAGCCUGGAGCUGCGAUUUCAAACGUCCGAAUCGCCGAAUUCGAAGACGGUGACAGCGACGUGGACUUGGAGAUCCACAUUAUCUACGGCAUUGUAGGAAUCGCUCUGGGUGCCUUCGUCGAUUCUGUUUGUGGUUCCAAGUCGUUCCAGCUGAGAACGAUAGGAGGACCAGCGCGCGCAUGGAUGAACCGGUGGCCACCGAGGCCAGCUUGUGAAGCUUCAAGGACAACAUCGUCCACUAUAGUCCCUGUGCUUACCCUCAUGCCAGAGAAUGCCAUUGACAGGACUACAGUGACUGCCGACGUGGAGGAAGCUGACGGGGCUGUGUGA